UUGUUUCCUUGUGUGGUUCAGGGCGUGGCCACGCCCCGGCCACCGGAAACAUCUGUGUGACGACACGAAAAACCUACGCGUCACGCGGGGUGCAGGAGUUGGCGGACGGUCCCUGGCUGGCUUCUGGAGGCCCUGCGACCGCGGAAGAGGCUUCUGAGGGCUGCCGCAAUGCCUCGCCCACGGCGGGUCAGUCAGCUUCUGGAUCUGUGCCUUUGGUGCUUCAUGAAGAAUAUUUCCAGAUACAUCACAGACAUUAAACCUUUGCCUCCCAACAUAAAAGAUAGACUGAUUAAAAUAAUGAGCAUGCAGGGGCGAAUAACAGAUUCAAAUAUAAGUGAGAUUUUACAUCCUGAAGUCCAAACUCUAGAUCUACGGAGCUGUGAUAUUUCAGAUACUGCUCUCCUGCACCUGUGUAACUGUCGAAAACUGAAGAAACUUAACUUAAAUUCCUCAAAAGGAAACAGAGUUUCCAUAACUUCAGAAGGAAUUAAAGCUGUGGCUUCAUCUUGUUCAUACCUGCAUGAAGCUUCGUUGAAAAGAUGCUGCAAUCUCACUGAUGAAGGAGUCCUUGCUCUUGCACUCAACUGCCGGCUGCUAAAGAUCAUUGAUUUAGGUGGCUGCUUAAGUAUUACUGAUGUGUCCUUACACGCAUUAGGAAAAAACUGCCCAUUUUUGCAGUGUGUGGACUUUUCAGCUACUCAGGUAUCUGACAAUGGUGUGGUUGCGCUUGUUAGUGGACCUUGUGCCAAGAUAUUAGAGGAGAUCCAUAUGGGACAUUGUGUAAAUCUAACUGAUGGAGCUGUAGAAGCUGUCCUAACUUACUGUCCUCAGAUACGUAUAUUACUCUUCCAUGGAUGCCCGCUAAUAACAGAUCAUUCACGAGAAGUCUUGGAGCAAUUAGUAGGCCCAAACAAACUUAAGCAAGUGACAUGGACUGUUUAUUGAUGGUAUUGAAGCUUAUCAAAGCUAUGAAAGUUUAUCAAAACUACUUUCCCAGGAAAUGGUCUGUAGAGAUUUAUGUUCCAUUUAAUUUAACACUAUUUUAUUAUUUUAUUGUCUUAUUUAAGGUAUAACUGUCAGAGAAUCAGCUAAAUCUCAGUAUAUACAUGGUUUGUGCUUUGACGUUAACAAGACUCUCAACCAUUUUAAUGGUGUUAUUAUUCUA
Molecule: messenger RNA, 1165 nt
Organism: Lemur catta (Ring-tailed lemur)
Lineage: Eukaryota; Metazoa; Chordata; Mammalia; Primates; Lemuridae
Gene: AMN1
Product: antagonist of mitotic exit network 1 homolog
Exons: 7
Coding region: 169-945 (258 amino acids)
Biological process (GO): SCF-dependent proteasomal ubiquitin-dependent protein catabolic process
Cellular component (GO): SCF ubiquitin ligase complex
Molecular function (GO): protein binding
Source: RefSeq, a predicted model, not a curated record